UGUAGUUCGACGUUGCUCAUAGGCACGGUUAGCGGAAGUUGUCUGUGAGCGCGAGUUUAAGCGGGACUCUGAAGUGUGGGUUUCUGGCAGGGUCUUGGAAAAGGUGCAUUAUUAAGCUGUCUCGGGGAGGGGUGACUUGUGGAUUCUCCUCUCGGUUCCCCAACAUGCACGGGCACCCGUAGAGUUGCUGCCGGCGCAGGGCCUAGGGAAUGAUUUUCCCAGUUACCCUUUUAGCGUUCCAGUGGCAGCGACGGCUUGGAGGCCGUGCCUUGUCCCGUGCUGCCAUGGAAGUGGCCUUCCGAGGAGUGCGAAAAGUUCUGUGCGUGGCGGAGAAAAACGACGCCGCCAAGGGGAUCGCGGAUUUGCUGUCCAAUGGUCGUAUGAGGCGGAAAGAAGGCCUUUCUAAAUUCAACAAGAUUUAUGAAUUUGACUAUCACUUGUAUGGCCAGAAUGUUACUAUGAUAAUGACUUCAGUCUCGGGACAUUUGCUGGCUCAUGAUUUCCAGAUGAAGUUUCGGAAAUGGCAGAGCUGCAAUCCCCUAGUCCUCUUUGAAGCAGAAAUUGAAAAGUACUGCCCAGAAAAUUUUAUAGACAUCAAGAAGACUCUGGAACGAGAGAUUCAGCGUUGUCAGGCUCUGGUGAUCUGGACGGACUGUGACAGAGAAGGGGAAAACAUCGGGUUUGAGAUCAUCCACGUGUGCAAGGCUGUAAAGCCCAGUCUACAGGUGUUGAGAGCCCGUUUCUCUGAGAUCACGCCCCAUGCUGUGAGGGCAGCCUGUGAAAACCUAACUGAGCCCGACCAGAGAGUAAGUGACGCCGUGGAUGUGAGACAAGAGCUGGAUCUGAGGAUCGGAGCUGCCUUCACGAGGUUCCAGACCCUGCGGCUCCAGCGGAUUUUCCCUGAGGUGUUGGCAGAGCAGCUCAUCAGCUAUGGCAGUUGCCAGUUUCCAACACUGGGGUUUGUGGUGGAGAGGUUCAAGGCCAUUCAGGCUUUUGUGCCAGAAGUCUUCCACAGAAUUAAAGUAACUCAUAACCACAAAGAUGGGACCGUAGAGUUCAACUGGAAAAGAUACCGUCUCUUUAACCACACAGCUUGUCUUGUCCUUUAUCAGCUGUGUAUGGAGGAUCCCAUGGCAACUGUGGUAGAGGUCAGGUCUAAGCCAAAGAGCAAGUGGAGGCCUCAAGCUUUGGACACUGUGGAGCUAGAGAAGCUGGCUUCUCGGAAAUUGAGAAUAAAUGCUAAAGAAACCAUGAGGAUUGCGGAAAAGCUCUAUACACAAGGGUACAUCAGCUACCCCCGAACAGAAACAAACAUCUUCCCCAAAGACUUAAACCUGGGUGCAUUGGUGGAACAGCAGACCCAGGAUCCACACUGGGGGGCUUUUGCUCAGAACAUUCUAGAGCGAGGUGGCCCUACUCCGCGAAAUGGGAACAAAUCUGAUCAAGCUCACCCUCCCAUUCACCCCACCAAAUACACCAGCAGCCUGCAGGGAGAUGAUCGACGACUGUACGAGUUCAUCGUUCGCCAUUUCCUGGCUUGCUGCUCUCAGGAUGCUCAGGGGCAGGAGACUACCGUGGAGAUUGACAUUGCGCAGGAACGCUUUGUAGCCCAUGGCCUCGUAAUUCUAGCGCGUAACUACCUGGAUGUGUAUCCAUAUGACCACUGGAGUGACAAGCUCCUCCCUGUCUAUGAGCAAGGCUUCUGCUUUCAGCCCAGCACUGUGGAAAUGGUGGAUGGGGAGACCAGCCCACCCCAACUGCUCACCGAGGCUGACCUCAUCGCCCUCAUGGAGAAGCAUGGUAUCGGUACUGAUGCAACUCACGCAGAGCACAUCGAGACCAUCAAAGCCCGGAUGUAUGUGGGACUCACCUCAGACAAGCGGUUUCUCCCUGGGCAUCUGGGCAUGGGACUUGUGGAAGGUUACGAUUCCAUGGGUUAUGAAAUGUCCAAGCCUGACCUCCGUGCCGAGCUGGAAGCUGAUCUCAAGCUCAUCUGUGAGGGCAAGAAGGAUAAGUUUCAGGUUCUAAGGCAGCAAGUGCAGAAAUACAAGCAGGUUUUCAUUGAAGCAGUAGCAAAGGCAAAGAAAUUGGAUGAGGCCUUGUCUCAGUACUUAGGAGAAAGGACAGAGGUGGCCCAGCAAGAAGAGAUGUAUCCAGCCAUGCCAGAGCCUGUUCGGAAAUGCCCACAGUGCAACAAGGAUAUGGUCCUCAAGACCAAGAAGAGUGGUGGGUUCUACCUUAGCUGCACCGGGUUUCCAGAAUGUCGGUCGGCUGUGUGGUUCCCUGACUCCGUGCUGGAGGCCAGCAGGGACAACAGUGUGUGUUCCGUUUGUCAGCCAGCCCCUGUGUACAGGUUGAAGCUGAAGUUUAAGCGUGGUAGCCUUCCCCCAACAAUGCCCCUGGAGUUUGUUGGCUGCAUAGGUGGAUGUGAUGAGACUUUGAAAGAAAUCUUCAGCCUGCGAUUUUCACGGGCCCCUCCAAGAGCUAGCCAGCCCUCUGGCCACCUGCAGGCCAGCCAGGCCCUCAACAGGAUGGACAGCAGUCAGCAUAGCCUGUCUCAACCUCUGGCUAACAGGCAUACUGGAUCUUCCAAGGCAGUGGCCCAGGCCUUACUGCCAUUCAGUGCUGCUGGGGAGAGCAACUCUGUGACCUGCAACUGUGGCCAGGAAGCAGUGCUGCUCACUGUCCGCAAGCAGGGCCCCAACCAGGGCCGGCUCUUCUAUAAGUGUAGUGCGGGGGCUUGCAACUUCUUCCUGUGGGCUGAUAGCAGCCAUCCCACUGGAGGAGGAGGGCCCCCCACCUCUGCAUCAAGACCCUCAGGCAACUCCGUCAGAUGCCCAUCAGGCUUUGGCAGCCACAUGGAUGGGUUUGGCAACCUUGGCAGUGACCAUGAUGGAAGUACGACCUGCCUGUGCGGGCAGCCUGCUGUCACACGGACUGUACAGAAGGAUGGACCCAAUAAAGGACGCCAGUUCCACACCUGUGCCAAGCCACGGGAGCAGCAGUGUGGCUUCUUCCAAUGGGUGGAUGAGAACAUGGCCCCAGGGAGUCUUGCAGCUCCACAGUGGCCAGGAGGCAGAGGGAAAUUCCAGAGACCAGAAGCUACAAACAAAAGACUGAAAGCUGGUACCUCAGAUGCAGGGGAUACAGCAAAAAAGCCUCGGAAAUGUAGCCUUUGCCACCAGCCUGGACAUACCCGGCCCUUUUGUCCUCAGAACAGAUGAGGGCAGACAAGGUGGAAGAGUUGCCUUGACCAGGAAAUGAACUAACUGGGCCCAGGUAGGCAUCCUGGUCCUGGAAACCUAGGGAGCUGCUGGAGUGGGCCUGCCUUUGUUGAGGAGUACAAGGAUCGGUCACCUCUGGAGAAUCUGGCUGGUUCCACUGGCUGUUGCUCUGUCUGUGGCUCCGGGGUGACUAGCUGCUGCACCACUGAAAAGUGAGACGAUGUCAGUCAGCAUGUAGGCAGGGACUGACCUUGGGUGACCACGCAGGCCCUGACUGUGGCUGCUGUCUGCCAACUGAGAAAGACGCAGGUAGUGCUUCCAGCCAACACGGGCCCUAGGCAGCUGUCUGAGAAGUGGCUGUCUUGUGUAUCCACAGGCAUCCACUCCCACUCCAUCUACAACACCCAGAGCUCAUGUGCCUCAAUAAAAAAUUCAUCCACUUUU
Messenger RNA from Psammomys obesus (fat sand rat), 3668 nucleotides. RefSeq names its product DNA topoisomerase III alpha (gene Top3a). NCBI's taxonomy places the organism in Eukaryota, Metazoa, Chordata, Mammalia, Rodentia, Muridae. Gene Ontology annotation, cellular component: nucleus; chromosome. Gene Ontology annotation, biological process: DNA topological change. The coding region runs from base 210 to 3224 and encodes 1004 amino acids. Gene Ontology annotation, molecular function: zinc ion binding; DNA binding; DNA topoisomerase type I (single strand cut, ATP-independent) activity. The record is from RefSeq and is a predicted model, not a curated record. The transcript is spliced from 19 exons.